AGAGUUGGAUUGAAAGAUGUCUCAGUGAAAGUGAAAACAAACGUUAUUCCAGCCACACAUCUCUGGCAAAUGUUUCUAAUGAUGAAAAUGAGGAGAAAGAGAAUAACAGAGCAUCCAAACCACACUCUACCCCAGCAACUCUGCAAUGGUUGGAGGAGAAUUACGAGAUUGCAGAAGGUGUCUGCAUUCCUCGAAGUGCCCUCUACAUGCACUAUUUGGAUUUCUGUGAGAAAAAUGAUACUCAGCCUGUCAAUGCUGCUAGUUUUGGAAAGAUAAUAAGACAACAGUUUCCACAGUUAACGACACGAAGAUUAGGAACCAGAGGCCAAUCAAAGUACCAUUACUAUGGCAUUGCAGUGAAAGAAAGCUCCCAGUAUUAUGACGUGAUGUAUUCUAAGAAAGGAGCAGCCUGGGUCAAUGAAACAGGAAAAAAAGAAGUAAUCAAACAGACAGUGGCAUAUUCACCACGAUCCAAACUUGGGACGUUGCUGCCAGAAUUUCCAAAUGUCAAAGAACUAAAUCUGCCAGCCAGCCUGCCAGAAGAGAAGGUAUCUACUUUUAUAAUGAUGUACAGAACACAUUGUCAAAGGAUACUUGAUACUGUAAUAAGAGCCAACUUUGAUGAGUUGUCAGUAUCCAGAAGAUUUUCUCAGAUUCUUCGGAGGCAGACAUCGUUAAACCAUCUAUGUCAGGCUUCAAGAACUGUGAUCCACAGUGCAGACAUUACAUUCCAAAUGCUGGAAGAUUGGAGGAAUGUGGAUCUUAACAGUAUCACUAAACAAACACUGUACACCAUGGAAGAUUCGCAAGAGGAGCACAGGAAACUUAUAAUACAAUUAUAUCAGGAAUUUGAUCACCUUUUGGAAGACCAGUCACCCAUUGAAUCAUACAUCGAAUGGCUAGAUUCCAUGGUGGAUAGAUGUGUUGUGAAGGUAGCUGCAAAAAGACCAGGUUACCUGAAGAAAGUGGCCCCGCAGUUCCUCUUGAUGUGGUCCUGUUUUGGCACAAGAGUAAUUCGGGAUAUGACUUUGCAUAGUGCCCCUAGCUUCGGAUCUUUUCACCUUAUUCACCUGAUGUUUGAUGACUAUGUGUUGUACUUGUUAGAAUCACUCCACUGCCAGGAGAGAGCCAAUGAACUGAUGAGGGCGAUGAAAGGUGGCACUGGAAUAGUUGAAGUACGAGAAGAGAUCAUAGUGGCAGAACCUGUCCCAUCGAGUCCCUCCCCUGUUGCUUUCUCUCCAGCGAAAUCUGCCACCUCAGUGGAUGUUCCAUCCGUUCCCUCUCCUAUAACCAGUCAGUCCCCAGAGUAUGCUGGCUUAGCAACCACCACAGGGGCCAUGCAGUCCUAUACAUGGUCUCUCACGUAUACUGUAACUACAGCUGCUGGAUCACCUGCUGAAAACUCUCAACCGCUGCCUUGCAUGAGAAGUCCUCAUGUCCCUCAUUCAUCUGUGACACAUAGGAUACCUGUUUAUCACCACAGAGAAGAGCAUGGGUACACGGGAAGUUACAACUAUGGUACUUACGGAAACCAGCACUCCCACCCAAUGCAGAGCCAAUAUCCAUCUUUACCACAUGACAGCACUAUUUCUGCGCCCCUCCAUUACUCAGCUUAUCACAGAAACUCUUCACAGUACCCUUUCAAUAGCCCGUCUUCACGGAUGGAGCCAUGCUUGAUGAGCAGCACCCCAAGAUUGCAUCCAUCUCCAGUUACACCUCGCUGGCCGGAGGUGCCCUCAGCAAACCCUUGCUAUACAAGUCCACCAAUGCAUUCCACAAGAUAUGGAAAUUCCAAUGACAUGUACACCCCGUUAACCACACGGAGAAAUUCUGAAUAUGAGCACAUGCAACACUUUCCUGGCUUUGCCUACAUCAAUGGGGAAGCAACCACAGGAUGGGCAAAAUAAACACGACUGGUAAUAAUAUCAAUCCUACAUAUUUAAUUUAAAAGAAACACAGACAAAAUGGUCUAUGCCUGUUAGUAGAGUAACGGAAGUCUUAUGUGAACAUUGGUAAUGACUAUGAAGAUGGGAAAUCUCCUGGGCACGUGACUAUAAGCAUGGCAUGCUCUACUGCUCUAGGCCAGUGCAAUGGUUCCUCCAAGCAAGCAAGGUUUUAGUGCUGCUAUUAGCAUUAUGUAGGCCAAGGUGUGUCUUUCAUUGUGUGUCUUUCUCCACAUGCUAAAAUCUGCCCUAAUAUAUGUCAUUUCAAUUAUCACUGAAUGUUCUCCAUCUGCUUUGCUUGUUCAUAAACCUACAAUUGCAGUAGAAGUUAUCUGUAUCAGACAGGCCUAUGUUCCUCAGCACACCAUGGAAGCAUAAUGGAUUUUAAACUCAUCCAGUCUGGUCAUCAAAAAAAAAAAGUAUUGAUUUAAUAAUCUACAUCACACUAAGCUACCAUAAACAGAAUCCUCUAAUUUUCCUGUCUUGAGUCCAUUUUUGUGUGUUAAAAUUGUGUGGAGUUAGCUUCUUGAAACCCUCCUUCAAAUGCAGCUAUUAAUACAGUUUAAAAAUGUCUAGUCCCUCAAGAUAGAUAGGGGAGAUCUUACAGUAAGGAGGACAUGCUUUCUUUUUCAGCGCAUGGCUUAGCAUUUUUAUCAUUAUCAACCUACACAAUUUAACAGCUAGAAGUGUUGACUGAGAAGCACCCAGUUUUCCUAUGGGCCAGAAAUAAGCCCAGGGUUAAAACCAGAUUGCUUCUGUUUUUGUUUUUUCUGUUUAAAAAAAAUAGAUAAGAUUUUAAAGUGUAUUACAGGCAGGCAAAAGGAGGGUAUCAAUGCUUUCCCCCUAAGUAAAUAUUCAUUUCCCAUUUCAUAUGCUUGUUCCACAUGCUUAUUUUAGCUUCUUGGUGGAAGGUAGGCAGUCCAAAUUUUAAAAAGCAGAUUGAGAGGGAGGGUAAUCAAGAGAAAAUGGAAGAUAACUCCUUCCUUUUCUGUACUGCUCUUCAUAGUUUCUCCUGCAGCAUCGAUGUGUCACAUGGCAGACAAGUAAUGGCUUCAUGCAACGCAACAUGUAAUGCAGUGAUCACAAUACUGGCUUAUAUAUCUGGGAUUUGUAAAGAUAUUUGACAUGCAGUGUUUGAUUAGCAUCCAUAUUUUCUCACUGAAACGUUGUAAAUGAUCUUUAAGGAAAACACAUUGGAAUGAGCAAAUUUUUACUAAAGGAAAAUGAAAUAAGUUUUUUGUCUCUUUUUAAAAACCUCCACUUGCUUUUUUCCAGAGUUGUUACUGUUGCCCUGAGUUUCUAAUGAUAUUUGAGGCUUUUUAAAGCAGCACAUUACAGUAGUUGUGUUUAGGUGAAUUUCACUUGUACCUUUAUAUCGUGGUGCACUUUCCCAUUGAUCAAAUAAGUGUCACCUUAAAGAAAAGAUGUGUAAUAUUGAAUGAUCACUGCCUUAAAUUACUGUGUUUUGUACUAUGUUAUCAGUAUUUAUAUCACUCUAUUGUUAUUAAACAUAAUGCAUCCUUAAUUACAAGGGGUGCUGCCCCAUUUCUAUAGAACAUUACUGUAUGUGUGAAAGAAAAGAAGUGUAUUGUAAAGACCAGGUAGGGAAAAACAUCUGCUUCUACUGGAUGUAUAACAUCAGCCUUAGUGAAAUCCUUCCUUCCAUAACUUCACAUUGCUUUCAAUCUGACCCUGGAUGGAAAACACAUCUUUAGAUCUUCUUUCUCCCUGAAGUUGCUGGUAAACCAAUAUGGUGAUCUAGAGAAAUGGUAUACUAUCUGGGGAAAUCUGGGAGUUGAAGUCCAUACAUGUUAGGAGUUGCCAAGGUUGAGAAACACUGAUCUAAAGGAUAGCUAGAAGUUGGAUAGUCCAUUGGGGUGUGUGGAAGAGCCCUAAAUAUUAUCUAUCAAAGUCUUGAUAUUGGACAUUAAGACUAUGGAAAUUAGCACAAACACAUCCAAGAAGAGGGUUAUUUGGACUCCUAUAGGACAACUGCUAUGAUAAGAAUCUUAUGAGAGCAAAAAAAAAAGCAAUUGCUAUGUGUGAGACUUAUCAUAAAAGAUGACAACCAAUUUAUAAUGUCUGGUCCUGGGCUCCUUUGCUAAGACAAUUCCUUACGUUUAUACACAUUUCAAAGUUGUGCCUUUUUAAACCUAUUCUGUGUUAUGUAAAGUAAGGGGAAAUUGUAAUUUUGAGUCUUAUUUUU
This is a messenger RNA of Thamnophis sirtalis, 4149 nucleotides long. Lineage: Eukaryota; Metazoa; Chordata; Lepidosauria; Squamata; Natricidae. The record is from RefSeq and is a predicted model, not a curated record.